AUGGAAGUUGCAGAGAGCGCCGGUGAUGUUGUUUAUAACCCGGCGACUGUCUGCUCCACCCGCUCCAACAAAUCCAUCUCCGAAGUUUCCUAUCACAAGGGAGUGGUGAUCAUCAUCUCCCAUAAUCUGACCUGGAAAAGAAGGAACAUGGAGGAGAUUCUGGUGGAGCGGGAGCAGCGAUUGGUCGGAGUCGAUUCCGUGGAAAUUCUGCUCCGAAGCUCCGGGGAGUCGGCAGUGGCCCAGGACGGAGACAAAACCCGGGAGACGGAACCUGCAGAUAAUCCAAUUCUCUCCUGACCCGGAGCCAAAACUAUAUGAACCUGGGCUGCCGACCAUUUUGAUUGGCUCUGAUGUACAGCCAAUAGAAAACUUACAUUUGUACAGGUAGCACCUUGUCAGGCUGCGGGUACCGCUCAUCUUCUCUUUAACCCAUUCAACUCUCUCCUAUAAACCGGCCUGGGGGUGGCACAGUGUUAGGCUGGAGUAGUGCAACUGCACAUCACUUCCAGCCCCGUGUGAUUGGUGCAGUGACCGGUGGGAGAUCAGAAUCUAGGGGUAUCAGUUUUAAAAACCAAAAACAUUGCUCCAUGAUGAAAGCUCCACGUCCUACAUACUCUAUAUGUCUGUGUGUGUAUAUAUAAUUAGGUGCUGUUACGCAGCGCUUACACUCUAUUUAUGGAAUAAAACCUUUGUGUGUUGUCUAUGUGCAUCUCAUGAGUGUAAGCUCAGUGGGUGCUGCUGCUGUAAAGCCGCUGGAUUGUGUUUGCUGCUGAGAGGCGGCAGUUAGAGAGGGUGGCAUUUAGGAAGGUGUGAGCGUUACCUCAGCAGGUGCAUCACUAUAUAAAUACAGUAUUUGUGGUAACUAUAACCCAUGUGGGGUAAAUGGUUUGAGCCAAUCUCCCCCCAUGACUCAUUAGUGGACCAAUGAAAAGUGCCCCACUAACAUGGGCCGCUCAUUCACUUCUAUAUACGCCGUUUACUCCUUACUUUUUACUUUUUUUGUGACACAGGUGUGGGAUCCGUUAUCCAGAAAGCUCUGAAUUACAGAAAGGACGUCUCCCAUUAUCCAAAUGUGAAAAAAUGAUCGAAUGUCAUUGUUGCCGCACCUCUUAUAUGUUAUAGAAUGGCCAAUCCUAAGCAACUUUUCAAUUGGUCUUCAUUUCUUUUCUUUUUAUAGUUUUUGAAUUAUUUGUCUUCUUCUUCCAACUCCAUUUUGGGAAUAUAAACAGAGAUUGGGGAUAUGAGAAAGUGUGUGUGUGUGGGGGGGCAGCUUGUUUUACAACAAGUUUUGUUUUACUGUCAGUAAUUAGGUCAUUAACUGCACAACUCCCAGCGACCCUAGAGUUGGUGCCAGGGGCAUGGUUGGCACAUUAUAAGGGACCCCACAGGGGGUAUUUGACUGGUCUGUAGUGCUAAACUGGGGGAGGUGAUGUACACAACAUUAGCUGCAGAACUAUAACUGCCAGAACUCCCUCCAACCCCAGAGGAUUUUGAUGGUUCAUGAGUAGGGCACAGACGGGCAGAGUUGGGGAGCAGACGGGCAGAGUAGGCCAGAUGGGCAGAGUAGGCUGCAGACGGGCAGAGUAGGCUGCAGACGGGCAGAGUAGGGCGCAGACGUGCAGAGUAGGGGGCAUAGCAGGGCACAGACGAGCAGAGUAGGGCGCAGACGAGCCGAGUAGGGCGCAGUCGAGCAUAGUUGGACACAGACGAGCAGAGUAGGACACAGAUGGACAGGGUAGGGUGCAGACGGGCAGAGUAGGGCACAGAGGGGCAGAGUAGGGGGCAGAAGGGCAGAGUAGGGCACAGACAAACAGAGUAGGGUGCAGUCGAGCAGAGUAGGGCACAGUCGAGCAGAGUAGGGCACAGACGGGCAGAGUAGGCUGCAGACGAACAGAGUAGGGCGCAGACGGGCAGAGUAGGGCUCAGACCAGCAGAGAAGGGCACAGUCGAGCAGAGUUGGACACAGACUAGCAGAGUAGGACACAUGAACAGGGUAGGGUGCAGACAGGCAGAGAAGGGCACAGAGGGGCAGAGUAGGGCGCAGAAGGGCAGAGUAGGGCACAGAGGGGCAGAGUAGGGCGCAGAAGGGCAGAGUAGGGCACAGACAAACAGAGUAGGGCGCAGUCGAGCAGAGUAGAGGGCAGAGUAGGGCUCAGACGAACAGAGUAGGGCACAGGCAGAGAGGCAGAGCAGGGCGUAGGCGAGCAGGGUGCAGAUGAGCAGAGUAGGACACAGAUGAACAGGGUACGGUGCAGACGGGCAGAGUAGGGGGCAGAGCAGGGCCAGACGAGCAGA
Molecule: messenger RNA, 2295 nt
Organism: Xenopus laevis (African clawed frog)
Lineage: Eukaryota; Metazoa; Chordata; Amphibia; Anura; Pipidae
Product: DNL-type zinc finger protein-like
Exons: 3
Coding region: 1-297 (98 amino acids)
Source: RefSeq, a predicted model, not a curated record